Molecule: messenger RNA, 2136 nt
Organism: Ochotona princeps (American pika)
Lineage: Eukaryota; Metazoa; Chordata; Mammalia; Lagomorpha; Ochotonidae
Gene: B3GNT7
Product: UDP-GlcNAc:betaGal beta-1,3-N-acetylglucosaminyltransferase 7
Exons: 2
Coding region: 463-1668 (401 amino acids)
Cellular component (GO): membrane
Molecular function (GO): hexosyltransferase activity
Source: RefSeq, a predicted model, not a curated record
GUCCGCACCGGGCUAGAGAGAAGGAUCCCUCCUGGGGCACCGCGGGGGGCGCUGAGGGCGGUCGGCCGGCCGGGCCCCGCCCGUGCGUACGUGCGCGCAGCGACCCCGGCGCAUCCAGGGCAAGGGGCACUCUUGUUCGCGCUCAAGUCCGACCCGCGCCCCCGCUCGGGCCCCCGUGCCCCGCCAGCUUUUCAGGGUCCGCUUGGUGAGCCUCGGCGCCUCCAGACUCGCGGUCAGUGGCGAGGACCCGGGGGCGCCGAAGGGGUUAACGCACCUGGGCCGCCGCCCCUGCGGCCCCUCCUCCCGCCGCCGGGAAGAGGAAAGUCUCGGCGGGGGCGCGGCCGGGUCUCCACCCCCGCCAGCCCGCCAGCCCGCCUGCCUGGCUGCCCGGCCGCGCCGUCCCAGCAGCGGCGCCCAGAGCUGCGACCCGCGCGCCCCUCUCCGCCGCCCGGCCGGGCCGCCAUGUCUCUGUGGAAGAGAACCCUGUACAGGAGUGUGUGCCUGGCACUGGCGCUGCUGGUGGCCGUGACAGUGUUCCAACGCAGCCUGGCACCCAGCGAGUUUCUCCAGGAGCACCCCCUGCCCUCCCCAGUGCCACCGAAGGUCCAGAAACUGAGCGGAAACCUGGUGAACCCAAACAGCUUCUGGAAGAGCCCAGAAGAUGCAACCGCCCCUACACCAGCGGCCUUUCGGGGACCCCAGACUUGGGACGUGACCACUAACAACUGCUCUGCCAACACCAACCUGACGCACCAGUCCUGGUUCCAGGGCCUGGAGCCGCACUUCCAGCAGUUCCUGACCUACUCACACUGUCGCUACUUCCCCAUCCUGCUGAACCACCCGGAGAAGUGCCAGGGUGACGUGUACCUGCUGGUGGUGGUCAAGUCCAUCAUCACGCAGCAUGACCGUCGCGAGGCCAUCCGCCAGACCUGGGGCCUGGAACGGGAGUCAGUGGGUGGGGGCCGGGGCGCCAUGCGCACCCUCUUUCUGCUGGGCACGGCGUCCAAACAGGAGGAACGCGCCCACUACCAGCAGCUGCUGGCCUACGAGGACCGCCUGUACGGUGACAUUCUGCAGUGGGACUUCCUUGACAGCUUCUUCAACUUGACCCUUAAGGAGAUCCACUUCCUCAAGUGGCUGGACAUCUACUGCCCCCACGUGCCCUUCAUCUUCAAGGGCGACGACGAUGUCUUUGUCAACCCCACCAACCUGCUGGAGUUCCUGGCUGACCGGCGGCCGCAGGAGAACCUGUUUGUGGGGGACGUCCUGCAACACGCCCGGCCCAUUCGCAGGAAGGACAACAAGUACUACAUCCCCUUGGUGCUGUACCCCAAGCCCAGCUACCCGCCCUACGCCGGCGGAGGGGGCUUCCUCAUGGCCGGCAGCCUGGCCCGGCGCCUGCACCGCGCCUGCGACACCCUGGACCUCUACCCCAUUGACGAUGUCUUCCUGGGCAUGUGCCUGGAGGUGCUGGGCGUGCAGCCUGUGGCCCACGAGGGCUUCAAGACCUUCGGCAUCUCCCGGAACCGCAACAGUCGCAUGAACAGGGAGCCGUGUUUCUUCCGCUCCAUGCUGGUAGUGCACAAGCUGCUGCCUGCUGAGCUGCUGGCCAUGUGGGGGCUGGUGCACGGCAACCUCACCUGCUCCCGCAAGCUGCAGGUGCUCUGAGCCAUGCCGCCCCUGGCCUGCUGCCACCACCACCAAGCCUCCAGGACUACCGUUCAGUGCCCGGGCGCAGCCUUCAGUCCCUUGCCGGGAAGUGGUGAAAGUCCUACUGCUAGGUGUGGUGGUGGUGGUGGGGAGAGGGGGUGCAGGUAGCUGCAGUGGGAAGGAGGGGACCCCCUGUGUUUGUCUUUUCCAGGAACGGCUGGAGCCGUUGGAACUGGAAGUCUCUUGGAGGGGCUGGGUGGAGGGUGCCUCUGAUCUGGUGGGGACCUGGUAGGUGGCCCUGGAGGCCUCUGAAGGAAGCCCCAUGCUCAGGGAGCUGGGUGUGGCCAGGCCCCACCCUGGUGGGUCUUCAUGGGGAGCAGUCUCUGCAGUGCCUCAGUCUCCCCCCGCCCCAGGGCCCCACACGGCCCCUGCUGGAGAAUAUCCACCCUGUGCAGGCUCACAGGGCCCCGCCCCCUGCAGCCCACA